AUGUAUAUCCCACAAAAACGGGCCUUGAGCCACAAGGACAGUGUCUUCAUCGUCUGUGCAGCCUGUAUCCUCUUUGUCGUUGCCUCGUGCGUGUGCUCGUAUUUCGGCGCCCGAUGGCUCCGUCAGCGACACUAUAACCCGAAGUAUAUACCUGGACAGUUUUUGAAAGGAAAGUGGAAACAAUGGUGUCCCGGAAGCGCCGCCUAUGGCCAGGUGCCCAAUCCUCGAGCACAAAAUGCCAAUGAUACUACAUACCAUGGUGCUGGAGGAGCCCCUGAAAUGACGACCGUCGACAACACGGGCGUCCAACGUGAGACGUCCGUCCGAUCCAUCAUGACAUUGCCACCCUACUCCGUCAGCCCUAAAGACUCCGAGCAAGUUGUCGCUCGAGAGGGCGAACGGGGUGGCAUGGAUAUGGUCGUGGAGUUCCCCGACACGGCCGAUGAGCAGGAAGCACGUCGCGAGGAUCAAAUGGAGUCUCUCUAUCAACUCCGUCUUCAGCGUCGUCAGGAAAUCGCCGAGCGAGAAAGCCGCCGACAAGAACGACGCGAAGCUCGAGCUCGAGGUGACGCGAUCCGCCUAGAACAAUUGACAGCAGAGUCCCGCGCCCGGAACGACGCUCGCAACGCCAACGCCAGCAACACUUCUAUCAGUGCGACUGCCGUCAUCGCCGAGCACCAGUCUCGCGAGCGCGAUCGUCGUAUCUCCAGUGUCAGCUACGCCUCGAUUGGUCAUGUUCGACACGACGGCUCACGUCUUCGAGCCGACUCUCACGACUCGGACCACCAGCCUCUACUCCCAAACGCCGUCGUGGACUCCGCAUCGCCAUCACUGAUGGAUCCGCCUAGCCUGCGCUCGCGAGUUCAAUCGACCGCAUCAUCAAUCAUGACGGCAUCGACUGCCCUAACGGAAGCCGACCCCUUAGUCCUUCGCCCAACCUCAACCCAUCGAUCCAGCCGACCGACAUCAAUGUACUUCUCAAGUCGCCCAGUGUCGGUCGCCCAACCCGACGAAGGCGACCUCGGCACCCUAAACAUUCCCCCACCGCCAGACUACGAGCACCUAGAUUGGGGCGAUGCACCUGCAUACGAAAGCCCAAACCUCGAACGCCACACAAGCUCAGGCCGUCAACUUCCCGAACUUUCGCGUCUGCCUUCCAUCCACAUCAACGUGGCCUCGCCGAUCGUAGUCUCUCCGGUAUCCCCGGUAACCACAACCUCGCAUCGAGACGAGCUGGAUAGUAACCCGCCUACACCACCAACCCCGACGGGCCCCAUUCCAGCCGUUGUUUCGGCCGGAUCCACUUCUGGCCAUGCCCCUGUUUCAUGA
Messenger RNA from Penicillium atrosanguineum, 1329 nucleotides. RefSeq lists its product as uncharacterized. Bases 1 to 1329 code for a protein of 442 amino acids. The record is from RefSeq and is a predicted model, not a curated record. NCBI's taxonomy places the organism in Eukaryota, Fungi, Ascomycota, Eurotiomycetes, Eurotiales, Aspergillaceae. The transcript is spliced from 2 exons.